CCACUUGCCUCGCCAGCCGGCAGCCACGGGAGCAGGUGCUGUGGCCGAAAGAUCACCGAGCGCCAUGGGCUCAGACGUCUGGGUCGGUUCCUGGAGACCCCACCGGCCCCGCGGCCCCAUCGCCGCCUUCUACAGGGGCCCGGGGCCCAAAUACCUGCUGCCGUCCAACACGGGUAGAGGGCGCCACUGGCGGGGUGCGGGAGGAGGGGCUAGCAGGUACUUCCCGGAGCGAGCGGGGAACGCGACGUACCCCAGCGCGCCUCGGCACUCCAUCGCCCCCCGAAACUGGGGCAUCGACGCGGAGCAGCACACCCCAGGCCCCGCGGCCUACUCGGUGCCCUCGCUCCUGGGCCCGCGCGUCAUCGGCAAAGUCUCGGCUCCGACUUACUCCAUCUACGGCCGCAGCUCGGCGGCGAUUGGCCCAGAGCCCGCCCGAGGCCCCGCNGUGAGGGCCGCCGUUCGGGACGCGUAG
This is a messenger RNA of Miniopterus natalensis, 472 nucleotides long. NCBI's taxonomy places the organism in Eukaryota, Metazoa, Chordata, Mammalia, Chiroptera, Miniopteridae. The record is from RefSeq and is a predicted model, not a curated record.